CUUUGUUUCUGGUGUUUGAACAGAAGGAACUCAGCCAACCCUCCCCUCACUUCCGCAGGAAAGAGCGGCGUUUCCUGGGGAGGAAAUGGGAGCUGAGGGCAGGGAUCGAGCCAUCUCCCAGUCGAGGGACUGACUUGGAGCUCAGGGCUGCUCCGAAACCGAACCAAGUCGUCGGCGGACACCGGUUAACGCUGAGACUGAAAGACGUUGAUCGGAGGCACCGGGGUCCUGCUCUCUGAUGCAGUAUGGAAUCACUGCUCCUCUUGGUCAGCUCAGCCCUGAUCCACGCCUCUCACACCCAGCAACUGCAGCCCAAUGGUACCAAUGUCUGCCGCUCGCCAAGCGAUCCUCCCACACUCAUCUGCUGUCCGGGGUGGAAACCGAGAGGACACGACUGCACCAUCGCUGUCUGUGAGGAGCCAAACACCUGCCGUCUCGAGGAGAUCUGCAUCCGGCCCGGAGUUUGCCGCUGCCCACACGGGUACUAUGGAGCCCAGUGCAUCACCAGAUGCCCCGACCAGUUCUGGGGGCCAGACUGCAGGGAACUGUGCCCUUGUUAUCCCAACGGCAAGUGCCACGGUGUGACUGGCGCCUGUACCUGUCGCCGAGGACACUGGGGAGUCAACUGUGCCAGGACUUGCCGAUGCCAGCGAGGAAAGUGCAACCCUGUCACGGGGCAGUGCGAGUGCCAGGCCGGCUGGUGGGGCUCUGACUGCAGCCAGGCCUGCGGCUGUCACAACGCCGGGCCCCAGUGUGACCAGGCCAGCGGGAGGUGCACCUGUUUGCCGGGGUUCUUGGGCAAGAAGUGCCUUUACCGCUGCUCCUGUAACCAUUCCCCGUGCCACCAGGUCACGGCCGUGUGCGACUGCAAUGCGGGCUGGUGGGGCCAGGGGUGUGACAAGCGGUGCAUGUGCGAGCACGGGACCUGCAUCCUGGCCAACGGGAUUUGUGUGUGUGACCUUGGCUUCCAGGGGAAAGAGUGCAGUGAGCCCUGCCAGGCUGGAUACUAUGGAGAAGGCUGCCAGCACAGAUGUGGCCGCUGUAAGGAUGGUCCCUGCUCCUCCACCGACGGCUCCUGUGCGGCCUGUGUCCCGGGCUGGAAUGGCACUCGCUGCAACCAGUCCUGCGCCCCGGGAUUCCACGGGGAAAACUGCCGGGAAAGCUGCCCCCUGUGCAGAGCCGGGGAGGUCUGCGAUGUGGAGACGGGGGUCUGCGGUUCCUGCGAUCCAGGCUGGAAUGGCUCCAGGUGUGAUUCUCACUGUCCAGCUGGAACCUUUGGGGAUGGCUGCCGAUUCACCUGUCCUGACUGCUCCCAUGGUAACUGCCACCAUAUCACAGGAGAAUGCCUAUGUGAUCCAGGCUAUACUGGAGACAGCUGUAACCAUACGUGCCCUGAAGGAUAUCACGGGGCGAACUGUUCUACGACCUGUCACUGUUUGGGGACUUCCUGCGAUCACGUGUCUGGCUUGUGUGAGUUCAGUAGAAAGGGCGCUGUGAUUGCUGGUGUCCUGGUCACCCUCGUGGUCCUGUUAGUCUGUAUCCUGUGCUGCUGUUGUUGUGGAGCCGAUGAGAACGACCCCAAGAACAGGGCGGUAGACGAAGGCAGGGGUCCGAUGGCGAGGAUGAAGCAUCAUGUCCAAGGGGUCCUGGCAAACCUCAGCUCCACCAGCUUCUCCUUCGGCAAUCAGAAGUUGCCUAAGAUCACCGUUUCGCACCACGAUGCCGAUGUCACCUUUAACUGCAGCUUCAUUGACUCGCCGUCCGCUGGCUGGGACUCAGCCUCGUUCUCCUCUUUCGAGGCAGACGAAGAAGGUCCAGUGUAUUGUGUUCCUCCUCGGGAAGGAAAUGGUUUCAUCGCGGUGGGAGAGGGGUUUCAGGAGAUGAGCUCCAGGUGUAACUAUCUCCCAGCAGAGAAUUCCGAGUUUAACAGUGUCGAGGGCCUGGAGUCCUUCUCCAUACCGAGAACCUCCAGCAUCGUCAAGGCCAAGCGUCCCUCAGUCUCAUUCGCGGAAGGGACCAAGUUUGGCCCAGAGGAACGGAGAGGCUCAAUGCCCGAGAGCAAGGUGGAGCCCAGUAACAACAGCCAGAGGAAGCGAAAACUCUCCUGGACCCUGAGUAAACUACCCCCCAUCCAGUCCGCCUCCGCACCCAGCGAUCUCCAUCUGCCAGUUUGUGAGCCCUAUGAGUACACUGAGCUCCCCAUAAGUUGCCAGGAGUCGGAAACAGAGAGCAGGUCCUCCCCACCAGCCGGGGCAGGGGACCACAGGCGGACUUUGUCCAACGCCAAGAGAGGUCCUCAGGAUGUGGUGGAAUGUGCCGAAAUCAGCUCUGUUUCUGGCGAUACCGAACCAGGUGCCAAUGAGCAAAAAGUGACUACAGUUUAUGUCAUGGUGAGCAGGCCUCAGAGAGCCUCCAAGAUUGGGGGCAUUCAGGCAGAAGGAAGUGGGAAAGUUCAAGCAAUGCUCAAAAGGUUUGGUAGUUUCCAGAGACAGAGGUCGAGCCCCAGAGAGGGGCGAAGACCCAUCGCAAGGGGAGAAGGUGUCUCCAAGGCACGUCAAAAGUUUAUCGCUUUGGACAAGAACAACAGGCACCAGGUGUCAGAGCCUGUGGGGAGCUCAGUAGUGGAACUGAAGACGGCCAAGGGAGCUUCACUCCCCAGAUAUUCCCGCACGCCCACCAUUGGCCAGCCUCAGGCAACGGGGUCUCCCAGCUCGACCAUGACCAAGAAGGCCCUCAUCCCCACCACCUCCAUCCUUAGGAAACUGGUAGCAAACGUGGAGGGCACUGAGGAGAGGCUGGAGAUGAUACACGGUUCCAUUCACAGAGACACCCACAGUGACCAGGACAGCAGAGACCGUGAGCGAGGCCACCAGCAGGAGAAACUCGCUGGCCAAGCAGGAAGUGAAAACUGACUGUGAGACUGUCCAUGACAGAACGCAGGGCACUGCAGCGUUACAAUGUGAGCACUGCUCUCGACAGACACGUAGUCAAGGCACGGAUCCUGCUCAGCUCAGCCAAGUUUCCUUCCCCGCCCCUCCCUCCCUCCCUCC
Molecule: messenger RNA, 3050 nt
Organism: Callorhinchus milii (elephant shark)
Lineage: Eukaryota; Metazoa; Chordata; Chondrichthyes; Chimaeriformes; Callorhinchidae
Product: scavenger receptor class F, member 1
Exons: 11
Coding region: 246-2912 (888 amino acids)
Molecular function (GO): scavenger receptor activity
Source: RefSeq, a predicted model, not a curated record